CUGAAAGAUGUAAAGUGUUCAUUAGUGUGUCUGAUGAUGAAAGAGUUGGAUUAUCUAGGAUCUUUGUUGUACUUUUACCUGCUCCACCACAUGAUUCUGUUCCCUCCUGGGUGUAAAAAAGAAUCUGGGAGCUGGUGUUUACAUUCACACAGAGAGAGUCAGGAGAAGUUAUGUAAUGUUAAGUGUCCUCCUGGAGAGAGUGAGUGUAAGCUGAUUGACAACUUGAUGAAUACGCUCCUGCAGGCUUACGGAGACUUAAGAUGGAAGAAAUGUCUGUUUUCCCAAGAAUGUCUCUGAAGCCUGAAGUCACCAACUAUCUCAAAGGUGUCUUCUUGAACAACGAGGUGUUGGCUGCGGCCGGCCAUCAGGAAGCAGAGUGUCGUUUCCAGAAGCUGCUCUCAUGCCUGUCUCACCCUCCAUCGUACACUUGUGUGCGGGCCAGUACUCAUCUAGCUCCCCUGGAAGAGAUCAAACAUAAGUUAGAGGAGGAGCUCAAAAAGCAGGAGCAGAUGUGCGGCUCAUCGGCAGAGGAGGUCCAAGUUCAGAUUUUUCCUCAUCCUCGUAUUCCAGAUGUGCUGCUUCUUCCUGUCGAUGGGCCGAGACCCGUGAAGCAGCUCAGCUCAGAGCUGGUGGUUGGUGCUCAGUGCGGCAGUGCAGUGCUGAGAGGCGCUCAUGUUUUUGCUCCAGGAAUCCUCGCCAGCCCAAAGUACAUGAAGUCUGGAGACGUGGUGUCCGUCUACUCUGACUUGGAGGGAAAGUGCACCCGAGGAGCCACCAGCUUCCAGGGAAAGAAAGUGUUUGUGGGAAAUGGAGUUGCUCAGAUGGAUCGCACUAGCAUCUUCUGCUCGGAUAAACCUGCCAAAGGAAUAGGUAUUCAGAUGGUGGAGCCACUUUACCAGAGUCCUUCCUUUGAUGGCAUUUUACCCAGCCUGGCCUUUCUACAGAACCUGCCCUCUGUCGUGGUGGGACACGUGCUCGGGCCCCGUCCUGGUGAACGGAUCCUGGAUAUGUGUGCUGCACCUGGAGGGAAGACAUGCCACAUCGCAGCCCUCAUGGGGGAUCAGGGUGAAGUUGUGGCAUUGGACAGGAUCCGAAAUAAGAUCGAUAAAAUUCGUCAAAAUGCAAAACUGUUGCAUUUGAACUCCAUCAAAGCUUAUUCCUUCAACAGCACUCAAGCUGUGAGCAGUGACCCGGCUCAGGAAACUGAAGGACCUCCGUUCCCUCCUGAGAGCUUUGACAGGGUUCUGCUGGACGCUCCAUGUAGUGGACUUGGACAGAGACCCAUCAUGGCCAACACCUGGAGCCUGAAGGAGGUCUGCUCCUACCAGCCUCUGCAGCGCAAGUUAUUCCAUGCUGCAGUGCGGUUGUUGAAGAAAGGUGGCGUUCUCGUGUACAGCACCUGCACAGUGACUCUAGCUGAGAAUGAGGAGCAGGUAGCCUGGGCCCUCGGUACCUUCCCCUGCCUCAGUCUACAGCCUCAGGAGCCUCACAUCGGAGCAGAGGGCAUGCUGGGAGCCGGCCUAUCACCUGAGCAGCUGUGCCUCCUCCAGAGGUUUAGUCCCGAGCUGAGCUGGGAUCAGACGAAAACGGAUGCUCCCCUCCACUGCAGAGCAGACGGAGACACCAUCGGCUUUUUCAUCGCCAAGUUCCUGAAAAACUGAACCUGAGGACAUGUUUUGUCUUUGCGGCAGCGUCAGGCCUCACACGGGACUGCAGACGGGAACAGUAGUGUUUAUAUUAUGCCACUGUGUGUGCUUUGACGGGGCAGUGUUGACAAAGACACUCACUGUUUACAGCAUCUGCCUCUUAACAGCUGCUCUCUGAAACUGCGGGCCAUAUAGGGAUAAGCUUUAUAAACACCCAGGGCAGGAUAGAAGGGGGAGAGAGAGAGAGAGGGAGGGAGGGAGG
Molecule: messenger RNA, 1908 nt
Organism: Notolabrus celidotus (New Zealand spotty)
Lineage: Eukaryota; Metazoa; Chordata; Actinopteri; Labriformes; Labridae
Gene: nsun6
Product: NOP2/Sun RNA methyltransferase 6
Exons: 12
Coding region: 261-1661 (466 amino acids)
Biological process (GO): RNA methylation
Molecular function (GO): methyltransferase activity; RNA binding
Source: RefSeq, a predicted model, not a curated record